UCGGUGCAUCCGGAGCUGCAGUGGGGCAGAGAGAGGGAGCGAACUGCGGCAGCCGCGGCGCGCACAGAGGUUGCCUGCGCGGCCCACGGGGGAGAGGGUUCCACCUUGGGGUGCUCGGAGUCAUGGCUUCUCCUUCCAAAGCGAAGGAGGUUUUCUCCUCGGACGAAGAGGGUCCCGCGGCUCCGCCGGCGGUGGUCGCGGACUUGGGAUCGGAGGACCGCAGGGUCAAAGUAUCUAGUCUGCCCUUCAGUGUGGAGGCGCUCAUGUCCGACAAAAAACCUCUCAAAGAACUGUCUUCCCUACCAGGGGGAGGCGGAGGCAUCGGCGGCGGUGGGAGCAGCGAAGGCACCUCCAGGACCAUGCUGCUUCAGGGGCACGGCGCCAGGGAAGCUCACAGCCCCGGGCUGCUUACGAAAACCUUUGAGACGUCCUCGGUCAAGUCGGAGAACUCGGAGGACGGGACGUCCUGGAUUCAGGAGGCUGGCAGAUACUCCCCACCACCAAGACACUUGAGUCCUACGACCUGUACCCUUCGGAAGCACAAGACAAAUCGGAAGCCCAGGACUCCCUUUACCACUUCCCAACUUCUGGCCCUAGAACGAAAAUUCCGCCAGAAACAGUACCUCUCCAUCGCUGAACGGGCUGAGUUUUCCAGCUCCCUGAACCUCACAGAGACACAGGUCAAAAUCUGGUUCCAGAACCGCAGGGCCAAGGCCAAGAGACUGCAGGAAGCAGAACUGGAAAAGCUGAAAAUGGCAGCCAAACCCAUGUUACCCUCCGGCUUCAGCCUCCCUUUCCCCAUCAACUCUCCCCUCCAGGCGGCUUCCAUAUAUGGAACAUCCUAUCCUUUUCACAGACCUGUGCUCCCCAUCCCACCUGUGGGACUCUAUGCUACUCCUGUUGGAUAUAGCAUGUAUCAUUUAUCUUAAAGAACAUCUCCCAGCAAAGGAAUAGUUAAAUAGACUUCAUGAUGGAUGUGUUUGUUUUAUUUUUUUGGUUUUCUUUCCUCAUCCACGAGUACAGUACCAAACCAGUCCUGGAUCACUUUUUCCUUUUGCUGCAUAUUUUAAGAGCACCAUGCCAACCACUUAGGUGUUCACAGGACAGAGCAGAUCUCUUCUUGCUCUUUAGUCUGGGACACCAAACUAUUUUACAUCAGCAUCAUCUGAUGACAUCCCUUUCUUUUUCACAAAGACUGAUC
This is a messenger RNA of Dromiciops gliroides (monito del monte), 1201 nucleotides long. RefSeq names its product msh homeobox 2 (gene MSX2). Gene Ontology annotation, cellular component: nucleus. The record is from RefSeq and is a predicted model, not a curated record. Gene Ontology annotation, biological process: regulation of transcription by RNA polymerase II; embryonic morphogenesis. The coding region runs from base 123 to 929 and encodes 268 amino acids. The transcript has 2 exons. NCBI's taxonomy places the organism in Eukaryota, Metazoa, Chordata, Mammalia, Microbiotheria, Microbiotheriidae. Gene Ontology annotation, molecular function: RNA polymerase II transcription regulatory region sequence-specific DNA binding; DNA-binding transcription factor activity, RNA polymerase II-specific.